Mizuhopecten yessoensis (Yesso scallop) is the source of this 6044-nucleotide messenger RNA. Its product is annotated as metabotropic glutamate receptor-like. The record is from RefSeq and is a predicted model, not a curated record. Gene Ontology annotation, biological process: G protein-coupled glutamate receptor signaling pathway; regulation of synaptic transmission, glutamatergic. Gene Ontology annotation, cellular component: membrane. Bases 168 to 3077 code for a protein of 969 amino acids. Lineage: Eukaryota; Metazoa; Mollusca; Bivalvia; Pectinida; Pectinidae. Gene Ontology annotation, molecular function: group II metabotropic glutamate receptor activity. The transcript is spliced from 5 exons.
AUGAAUGCUAUAUUUAGCCGAACACACUGCUCUGGGUUGGGCUGAAGAACACAAGUAAACGAGUUUUCGGCACACAGGUGUGUUUACACGGAGAAAACAUCAGAGGCUACUGCAACUGAUCCCGGGGGUGACGGGACGUUUCAGUGUACGAACGUGUCUACACAAAGAUGGCCAAAGGACUUAUGAUGUUGAUACUGGUGUUGGUAUCUAGCUUGACAGUGAUUCAGGCUCAGUUGACGUGCCCGUCUGGAUCCAGUGGCAGCUGUCAGUACACAAACGUUGGUCUCACGCCGACGAACAACCAGCUACCUAACCAGCACUAUUAUAUUGGAGGAUUGUUUGGGGUUCACGACCGAGCAGCCGACGCCUACUCCUGCCAGAAUGCUCCGCUACGGGAACGCGGGCUCCUGAAUAUGGAGGCAUUUCAUUGGGCCAUCAAGGAAUUCGGGACCAAUCAGAAUGUCUCAAUUGGAGGAGUGGCGCUUGAUUCAUGUUCUCGUGUAGAACAAACCAUUGAAAAUAUUCUAAGUUUCGAAACCUGUAAAGUUGGCUUUGGUAAUUUGAAUGCGGUGUCUCCCCGUAAUCUGUUGGCCUACGUUGGACCAGAUAGGAGCAGUGAGGCUAUGGCUGUGGCUACACUACUCAAGGACAUGAACAAGACACAGGUAUCCCAUGCAGCCACUUCCCCAGAACUCAACAAUCAGGACAUGUACCCAUUUUUCUUGCGAGCUGUUCCUUCAGAUGAACAUGAUGCUACUAUUAUUGCCAAGAUGUUGCAGAGUCUGAAUAUCAAGUAUGUGCUUGGUGUGUAUCUGGGCAAUGGUUACGGCCGUGGCGGGUUUGAGGCUUUGAAGUCUAAACUCGUAGGAACCUGCAUGGUUUACCAGACUGAGAUGCCAGUCCACGCCACGGACGAUCAGCUCCAGGCCAUUGCUGAUGAGCUGUUUCUACGCGAGGUCACACGCUAUGUUAUUGUCUACUCGGACGGAGAGAAUGCCAGAAAACUGAUGAAUGCUAUGCAAAUGAGAGAUGCCAACAAGGUACAGAAUUUCAAUUUCAUUGGAACCUCAUCGUGGGCUGAUGAUACCACUGUCACCGAUAAUCUGUAUGUCAACGCCUACACGCUUGCUCUAACCACACCAGCCGGUCAGCUAACAACUGAUUUAGCCAAAUUCUACCAGUACCUAAAUAAUCUAAAACCAAGUGGAAACACCUGGAAUCCCUGGUUCCAGUCCUACUGGAAUGACAAGCUUGAGUGUGGAGUACGCACCUGUAACGAGGCCUCCGAUAGUCUGACAGGGCGCUAUACACCCGAUGUUUAUGUCCCCUUCACCAUACUUGCAGUCAGGUCGAUCAUUGAUGGUGUGAGGAUAGCUGCCUUGAGUGCAUGUGGUAAAUAUGAUCUCUGUUCAAAUUUACUGAACCAGGAAAACAGAGGCCAGAGAAUUUACGGAGGGAUAGGGGGAACGACAUACUUCAAUGGCCAGGAGCUCGCAAACAAUUUCAUCUCUUACAGAAUCCUGAAGUUCCAAGUGGCCAGUGGGUACACAGAGAUUGGGACAUAUACACCUGGUACACCAUUAAAUUUGGCUGCCCAGCCAGCCCUGCCCUACUCCUGUCCUGAGUCUCCAUGUCUGGUGUGCGGGGAAGUGCCGCCCGUCCCCAGCACCACCACCGUCCGCACCACUGCUGCUCCUGUCAUUACGACAACAGAUCCCACUGAGGGCGGCAAGUACAAGUUCAUAAAGUUCAUGGCAGGUCAACACUUUACUGGUGUCUUCUCCGGUGGUAUGCGUAUGGGUGACGAAUAUGGCACCAGGUUUGACGUUGGACAGAAAUGGAUCAUUGCCCUAGGAGUACUGGCUGGUGUGGGCUGUGUGGCUGUCCUCGUGUUUGAAAUCUACAUUCUUUUCAAACUCCUUGGAACACGUAUUGGUCGUCAGUGGCGGACCAUGUGGCUCGGACAAUUGUUGCUGUUUGGCAUCUUCUUGUCUUACCUCACGCUUUUUGCUUUCCUUUUCAUCCCCACCAAUGCUACCUGUGGGAUCAUCAGGUUUGGAAUCGGAGUUUCAUACGCGACCAUUUACUCUGUACUUUUGGUUAAGUUGAUGGUCAUCCUUACAUCGACAACGUCUGAGUCUCUGAUUCCAGGUGAUGUGGAAUCUCCCAAUUAUCUGAAGGGUAUUUACCAAUUCCUGAUGUUUAUUUUCGCAGUCGGUGUCCAGGUGGUCAUUGACAUCCAGUGGAUGAUCCAGGUGCCACCGGAGGCAGUGAAGGUAAUGACGAACGGCGGCGUGGAGGCCUGGGUCUGUAACCAUUACACCUGGUCUGUAGAUUACGGUUGGGGCGACAUGGAAAACUUUGUACGCAGCGAGUUUGAAAAUCACCUACUAUCUCUUGUUUAUGUAAUGUUCCUCAUCAUCAUAACAACCAUUGUUGCAAUGCGUGCCCACGGAAUCAUCACAAAUCACCGUGAGAGUGUGUUUAUUGGAAUCGUGGCGGGAUUCUCCAUCCCGAUAUGGAUCGCGUGGGGAUUGGUUGGCGGUCUCAAUAAGAAGCUGGAUAACGGUCAUCAGUUUGGUGAUGCAUGUCUGGCCUUCGGCUUAUUCAUCGUUGCUACUCUGGCCCUCUUUUCCAUGUUUCUCCCCAAGGUGCGACAACUCAUCAACAUGGGUGUAGAGGGAAUCUACCUGGAGGAUGACCGUGAUACGUACUAUGGAGGAUCUGUCAUCAUGGCCCCUCCUAGCUACAAAAGUCGGCCUAGUUCUGUUGUGUACGCCAAUUCAGGAGGUGUUUACUCUGAUCCCAUCAUCAUUGGCAAUGGAGGUGACCCAAAUGCUGUUCACUUGAAGCACCCCGGGGCUAGCAGUACAUACAGUGCCCCUGUGUAUAUGAAGCGUGGAGAUACAUACGGGACAGGAAGCAUCGGAGGCAGCAAGGUCCUCCGUGUCACAGGGGACCUUACAGGCAAAAACCCACACAAACCCUCAUCUGAAAUAGGACAUUACAGAAAAACACGGUCCGAAAGUGGCACCCUCAGGAGAGCCCGUUCCACACAAGAUCUAGGAUCACUGUGAAGAAACCUAGCAUCAUCCCAGUAACCCAACAUUGUCUAUAGGAAGGUGUGAGAGAACAGCUGGAAACAGCCAAUCAAAUUCUUAGCUCCAAUACAAACAACCAAUCACCUUAAAGGACAAAACUAGAAUAAAGUAUCAAUGGACGGUGGAAUGUGGCUUGUUCAGUUUCCAUCUCAACGAAAAUCUCGCAUGGAACUUGUUUUCCCAUAGUGUCAAUUUUGCUUCAACUUGUUUCUGGGAAAUUUUUAAACAUGAUUAUGAAAUUGUUUCAAGAGAGACAAUGAAUGCAGAGAUCAGAGUUUCUACUGUAUGGGAAGCUCUGCUUUUUGGGGUGGUUUUACAGGGGAGAUAACUUGCACAAUGUGAUACAAAUAGAAGCUGAUUUACUCGAGUUUUUCCCCUCUGGACUUCUUGUGACCUGAAAAUAUCGGAAUUGAUUUAUCAAUCAAGUGAAUGCAUGUUAAUGUUUACAAAUUUGAUUUACAAAUUUGAAUACUUCUUUCAAGUAGAUUAUCACUCGACUAUACAAUUUGUGUGGUCAUAAAUUUAGUAGUUGAAGUUUAUAUAUAUAUAUUAUUUUUUUAACGUUUUAUUGUAAAGAUCACAAAUACAAAAGGAAUUGGGCAACAGGCAAAGCCUUUGUAAGUCCUGUUCUUAAAUAUAUAUGUUUUCCCAUAUUUUUGCAUGAUACUUGUUUCACUAAACAGAGAUAUUUUAUGUAAUUUUGUAACUUAAAAAAAAUCUCAGUGAAAUUUAAUCUUACCUGUAUUAAAAUUCCAAGUUGUUCUUGAACUAAUUUUCGUAUAUUAAAACCAUUUCCAUUCCUUUGGGACUGAUUAGCAUUGGACUUUGAGAGAAUGGCUCGCCUGCCCCCUUGGUCAGAACUGGUUCUCCGUUUAGUUCACAUAUAAUGAUUACAUAGUAUCUUUAUGUAACCGUAUUAUAUAUUAUAUAGCAUUUCUUCACAAACUUGUAAAUACAAACCUGAUACUUCAAUAACUGCAUACUCGUUCCAUGUUGUGUAUGUGUGUGACCUGUGUUCACACAGGCACAGUGACUGUAAGGUAUUGCACAUGUGUACACUUGUGUACUGGCACAUGUGCUUACAAGGAGUACACAUGUUUACAUCCAUACAUCUAUACUCAGACCUGUGUGUAUGUAUGUUUACAUGUUUAUACACGUGUGUGUACAUAUGUGGUAUGGUAGUGUACACCUCUAUUUGAUAGGAUACAUGUGUGUAGGUAUACACAGGUACUUUAUCAUUCAGGAAAUAGAACUCUAUCUUGUAUCUCAACAGCUAAAAACACUAGUUUUACUGUGACUUAACAGGAAUGUAAGAAUGUGACACUCGCAGAAACGAAGGCACUAAAUCAGAAACAUUUUACCAACUUCCCUUUCCAAGGAGUAUAAGAUACAUGUUUGCUUUUUAAAAAAAAAAUGUGUGUUUUUCUUGUUCUGUGUCUAUAUGCUGGUUGUAAAAUUUGAUUCUGACAGUUAAAUAAUAAUUACGGUAAGAUAGACUCUAUAAUGGAGGAUCAUAAAACAUCUGUGAUUCUCUAACGGAAACCUGUCUCACGCUAGUUUCAUUACAGUGAUAAACCAACACAAUGGUCUGUUUUGUGUUGUAGAUGACAUUUGUGUGACAGUUUAUAUGCUAAUUAAACCAUUUCCACCAGUGCUGUCACCAUUUUGGUAAUCUUUAAGAGUAAUUUCCUAUUUUUUUCGAUUUUGAAAAAGAAUUUUUCUCAUUUCUUCUCCUGCAAAGUCCUGUUUGGAUUGACAAUAUAUUCUUUCCGCCAGCAAUUAAAUAAAAUAUAACAGUAAGAAUUAUGAGAUUAUAUUUUAAAUUUACUAAGCUGUGAAAACAAUUCAUUUAUUUCAAACAUGCAAGGUUGCAGACUUAAAACUUGGUCAAACUUUUGAGAACUGUAGCUGUUCUAGUGUAUGACUAUGGAGAAGCCCUGUUCUAGUGUAUGACUAUGGAGAAGCCCUGUCUGUGGGCCAGCAGGUUUGUUAAUGCCAACUUGCCAAACAUAACUACAAAGUGUCGGUUUUCUGUCAGUGAUGUACAGGAACCGUUGUGAAAAAUUUACAGGCAGUUACUGGAAAUCUUUUUUGAAUGGGGUUGAACCUUGUUAAUGUGGCCAUAAUUUUGUUGUCAGACGGGUCUGGUCAGAGCUAGAAUGACUGCAGUACUGGGAACGUACAAAAUAUGUCAUCCCAGAAACAGCUGGCUGGUGACUCGAGUCCCAUAAACAGCUGGCUGGUGACUUGAGUCCCAGAAACAGCUGGCUGGUGACUCGAGUCCCAUAAACAGCUGGCUGGUGACUAGAGUCUCGGAAACAGCUGGCUGGUGACUCGAGUCCCAGAAACAGCUGGCUUGUGACUUGAGUCCCAGAAACAGCUGGCUGGUGACUCGAGUCCCAGAAACAGUUGGCUAGUGACAUUUAUCACAAGAUUCCUCUAUGCUUACAGUGUUUAGAUAUUUUUUUUGUAUUUUAACAUAUUUUUCAAAAUGUAGGAUAAUUUGUCCAAUACUUUUUUUUAUUUAAUGAAGAUCUUGAUUUCAUUGGCCAAACAUGUUUUGCUGGGUUUCUCUGUACCCUUAGUGCUUGUAUUGUAUUAAAUAUUGUAUAAGGCAAUCUGUAGAAGAUGUACGUAUUCACCCGCAUGUUAUAAUUGGAGACGAUACUACAGCUAAACACUUAUUUCUAGAGGUGAAAUUUAUACCCCACCAAUUCAUUCCAGGUACAAAACCAGGACACUUUUACCUUGAAAAGAGAAGCAUUUUGUUACCGUCUGCCAUCCUAUACAUUUGUGUUUCCUGUGGAGAACCUAGUUAAUUGUGUUGUCCAGUACUGCUUAAUAAUAAAAGCAGGUUUUCCAUCAAAACCAUAAACAUUCAUACUCAAUUAUGCAAAUUAUAUGACUUUUGUAUGAGAAAUAAACAAUAAUUAUAUUGUCAAA